AUUACGGCCAUAUACAAGAAUCUCGAUAUGUCAGAGGAGUCGUGCGUUGGCAGGGAAUACGACGUAGUAUACGGAGCAGGGUUGACUUCUAAACUCCUAAAGAGCAGCGGUUCAGAGAACUGCGUGCUGCAAAGCGUUAUAUCCGGUGAUAUUUCCAAGAUCGGUAAAAGGGAUAUGGAAGAAAGAAAAAGUGACCUAACCGCAAUCGACUCUCAAUUGCGUGACUCUUCAACGACUUCAACAUGCAGCGAGGAGCUCAACCAAUUUGGAUAUCGGAGUUACAAACAGGAAAGGAAAGAAGAAAAUUGCGAACUUCCAUGUCUAGCUAUUUCUCAUCUUUCCUAUUCCGUCGAUCAAAGAAAAAGCUGGGAGCGGCUUAUGCUCCGAAUGCCUAAGCGUCAAUUUCUGAUCCGCGAUGUGUCAUUUCAGCUUUGGGCAGGAGAUAUAAUGGCUGUAAUGUCAGCAUCAGGUAAAUGCAAACUUUCUACGUGUUCAUUUGAGUUGAUCAGAUCGCCAUACUGCGUGAGAGAGUAG
Messenger RNA from Cylicostephanus goldi, 534 nucleotides. NCBI's taxonomy places the organism in Eukaryota, Metazoa, Nematoda, Chromadorea, Rhabditida, Strongylidae. The record is from the annotation of a GenBank genome assembly.